CGCAGUUGCAGUACGUAGAUGUCAUGCUGAGACUAGCCCAGCUGAUCACAACAGACGACGAUGAGCACGACAAUGACGCAGACAGCGAGCACACAGACACCCAUCAAACCGGCGAUCCAGUCGUUCACCCAGCAACACAGUCGGGCACGAUCAUCUAGUAACGCUCUACAGAACGCUGGGAGUAAUCCCAACCCAAGCCCUGACAGUGGACCCAAGUCCCAGAAGCAGAUGACCAAGGCCGAGCGUCGCGAACUGCAAGAACGUCAGCGAGCCACAAAGGCUGCCGCAAAGGCUUCCGGACCAAGUACCCCGGCUACCAAGCCAGGCGCAACGCCAACUGCUAAGGGCACUACACAAUCCCCUGCAAGCGCAGCCAAAAAGUCCGGAAAGACUGCAGACGGGAAACACGUCAAGGGGGAGCAAGAGGAUACAUCCCACCUUCACACACAUGCCCAGGUCGACGAUACGACUCGCGGUCUCCGCAUCUUCUCGCAUUUUGGCCUCCCAAAGUCUCCCAGUGUCACCAAGGGUGACGUACAUCCCGCAAUUAUACGUGUAGGACUCCAGUUUUCAGACUUCAAGAUCACUGGAGCCAAUGCACGAUGUAUCGCUAUGUUGACUGCUUUCAAGGCAGUCAUCCAAGGCUACGUGACACCUCCGAACAAUACUCUCUCUCGCCAUCUCAUGACCCAUCUCUCUCCCCAAAUUAAUCACCUCGUUUUGGCACGCCCGAUGUCAGUGACAAUGGGCAACGCAAUUCGACAACUGAAGCUAGAGAUCAGCGGCUCGGAUAUAGAUCUACCCGAGCAGGACGCAAAGAACGCACUCUGCACCAAGAUCGAUAACUACAUCCGAGAUAGAAUCAUUAUCGCUGACCAGGUGAUUCAAGAAACAGCGGGAAAAAAAAUCAAAGAUGGAGAUGUCAUUCUUACCUAUGCGAGAUCAUCUGUAGUGGAAAAAGUUCUUUUACGUGCUUGGGAGGACGAUAAAAGAUUUUCAGUUAUCAUUGUCGAUUCCAGACCUAUGCUGGAAGGCAAGGCUCUCCUCAAGGCGCUCACAGCCGUAUCAAUCCCUUGCACAUACUUGCUACUCCCAUCCCUUCCUUCCGUGCUCCCGCACGCCACGACGCUCUUCGUUGGCGCGCACUCGAUCCACGCUAAUGGUGCUGUUUUCUCGAGGGCGGGAACAGCUACGGUAGCGAUGAUGGCCAAAGCGCACAAUGUGCCAGUCGUAGUUUGCUGUGAGACCUACAAGUGGUCGGAAACCGUUCGAUGGGAUAGUUUCAGUAAGAACGAGCUUGCGCCCACCCCUUUCCCCACGUCCUGCCACUCCUCUCGUCAUAACCCUGACAUCAAAACGAGCCACAGUCUCUCGGUGUUAUGUCCACUCUAUGAUCUCACGCCGCCAUCAUAUAUCACAGCAGUUGUCACUGAGGUCGGAGUAAUUCCUCCGAGUUCCAUGUCGUCCAUUCCCGCCGCUCUAGGCAGGACGAUAGGGAUGUGAGGAGUAUAAUGUAUGUUCGUUUUUGUUUCCAUGCAGGUGUGACGCAACAGAGGGAUGGUAUGAGGUUGCGACCAUGGGAUACAUACCGCACGUUCCGCAGCAUUUGUCGCAAAUACUUACGUAGUCAUACUUCAAUCGUUCUCGCCCGAAUACGUGUCCG
This is a messenger RNA of Pisolithus orientalis, 1663 nucleotides long. Its product is annotated as eukaryotic translation initiation factor 2B delta subunit. The transcript has 6 exons. NCBI's taxonomy places the organism in Eukaryota, Fungi, Basidiomycota, Agaricomycetes, Boletales, Pisolithaceae. The record is from RefSeq and is a predicted model, not a curated record. Bases 61 to 1503 code for a protein of 480 amino acids.